AUGACCGAUAAGGUGACCCUUGUAAUGGUAGGGGAUGAAGAUGUUGGAAAAUCGGCACUAGCUACUCGGUUUUGCUUGAAUCAAUUUGCUGAAGGGCUAGAGCCAACGCUAGACGAUUCGUAUCGCACACGAGUAAUGGUUGAUAGCCGCCCAUGCAUCCUCGAAAUAAUGGACACCGCAGGCCGUGGAAAGCAUGCAGCGCUCCUCGAGGAGCAUAUCCGCGACGGGGAAGCUUUCAUCAUUGCGUACAGCGUAACCUCUUGGUCGUCAUUUUCUCACGUACGAGCGUACUAUAACCAAAUCAGAAAAGUGAAACACGAUAUGAGCAUCGAAAACACUCUUCAGCAGUCACCCUCCCACCGUCCUUGUCGUUCGCCUAUUGUUCUGAUCGGUACAAAGGGCGAUUUGCAAGCCCAGCGUGAAGUCACUGUGAAGGAAGGUCGGAUUCUAGCAAAGUCGCUAGAUUGCAGGUAUUACGAAACGUCUGCCAAGUAUAACGCUGAGGUAGAGGCGACAUUUAAUGAUGUUAUCAGAUGCUUUCGGGAGCUGAAUCUUCCUGGUUCUUUAACCCCAGCGUGCGAGGGAUCAAAAGAACCAAAAGAAGUCAGAGGGAGGUUUUGGGGUACAGAGCGACCAAAGUUAUACAGCUCCCGUAGGUGCAUCGUAAUGUAA
This is a messenger RNA of Penicillium antarcticum, 672 nucleotides long. RefSeq lists its product as uncharacterized. Gene Ontology annotation, molecular function: GTPase activity; GTP binding; GDP binding. The coding region runs from base 1 to 672 and encodes 223 amino acids. The transcript is spliced from 2 exons. Lineage: Eukaryota; Fungi; Ascomycota; Eurotiomycetes; Eurotiales; Aspergillaceae. The record is from RefSeq and is a predicted model, not a curated record. Gene Ontology annotation, biological process: signal transduction. Gene Ontology annotation, cellular component: plasma membrane.